Polyodon spathula (Mississippi paddlefish) is the source of this 2242-nucleotide messenger RNA. It is a transcript of the gene sparcl1, whose product is annotated as SPARC-like 1. NCBI's taxonomy places the organism in Eukaryota, Metazoa, Chordata, Actinopteri, Acipenseriformes, Polyodontidae. Bases 1 to 1725 code for a protein of 574 amino acids. The transcript has 9 exons. The record is from RefSeq and is a predicted model, not a curated record. Gene Ontology annotation, molecular function: protein binding; collagen binding; extracellular matrix binding. Gene Ontology annotation, biological process: anatomical structure development.
AUGAAGAUCCAUUCCUUGGUGCUUCUGCUCUUGGGUUCAGCUUUUGCUGUCCCAAUUACUGACAGUGAAGAGUUAGAGAAACCUAACAUUACAUCACUGAAGAACAGUAGUCAAGAGAUUGAGGAAGAAGAGCUUGGUUAUGAUGAUAAUGAUGAUUUCAACAAACAGGAGGAAGGUGAGCCACUAGCACCAACUGACCAUUAUGCACUGCCUGGUCAAACAGACAAUAAUGGACAACACGAGAGAACCCAAGAUGAAAGUCUGCUUGAAGCUGGAGAAAACAGCAAGAAAGUCAAUGAUGAUAGCAAGGGCAGAAAUGAAAAUGGCUCCCAAGAAAGCAGUGGCAUUAAUAGCCAUGAAGAGGAUUCUGAUUUGACUCAAUAUCAGGACAGUGAUGCAGGGAGCCAGAAAGUAAUUUCUAGUGCGGAUGGAGAGGAGGCCAGAGCAGAACACAUCAAUGACCAGGACUUUACAUCAAAGGAAGAACAGGCAAAUGAUGAAAUUCAACAAAGUGAUGAUUAUACCUAUGAAAAUGUGAUGAACAGUACUGAUAUACAGGAGGAAGAUAAUGAAAGCCAAGAAGAAAGUCAGGACCAAGACGAUAACAAAGGAACCAAGAUCAAGGUAGAAGCGCAAGAGGAUGAAAGUGGAAAGCAAGAAGACAACAGCAGCAGCCAUCAAGGUGGAGCAGCUCAAGAUGUAUCAGACAGUACACAGGAGAGUGAGAUUACCAGCAAUGACAGUGCAGACCGAUCAAACGACAAUGUUAGCAAGAAAAAGAAAAAUGUACAAGCAAAAAAACCUACCGAGCAAGGCAAUGGCCACCAGGAGCUACAGAAGAGUGAUCAAAAAGAACAGCUGGAAGCGAGUGACAACACAGUCCAGAAAAGCAGAAAGAGGAAAUCUGGAAAACAGGUUUCAGUAAUUGGCAUGAAUCCCGUACAGAUCAGAGCGACAGAGGAUCUGUAUCCCCAAGGUGGCCUUGCCAGGACUGUAAAUGUGCAGGAAGCACUUGUCAAUCCUUGUGAAGGCAUUCGCUGCAAGCGAGGCAAGACCUGUAAAGCAAAUGAAGAAAACGAGCCAGUGUGUGUCUGUCAGGAUCCUAGCACUUGCCUUCCCAGUGUGAAUGAGUUUGAGCAUGUGUGUGGAACUGAUAACAAGACAUAUGACACUUCCUGCCAACUAUUUGCAACUAAAUGCAGUCUUGAAGGCACUAAAAAGGGACACAGACUUCACCUGGAUUACACUGGGUCUUGCAAAUACAUUGCUCCCUGUCAGAAUGAUGAGCUGGCACAGUUCCCUCUCCGUAUGCGUGACUGGUUGAAGAAUGUUUUACUGCAACUGUUUGAGUUUGACAUGAAAACUCCUGGCUUUCUAACAGCAAAGCAGCAUCUUAGGGCCAAAAAAAUAUAUGAGAGCCAGAGGCGCCUUCAAGCUGGUGAACACUCUAUUGAGAUGCUUGCCAGGGACUUUGAGAAAAACUACAACAUGUAUAUCUACCCAGUGCAUUGGCAGUUUGCACAGAUGGACCAACACCCAGCAGACAGGCACCUCAGUCACUCUGAACUGGCUUCGCUGCGUGCUCCCCUCAUUCCUAUGGAGCACUGUACCUCACGGUUCUUUCAAGAGUGUGAUGCUGAUAAGGAUAAACAGGUCUCUUUCAAAGAAUGGUGCUACUGCUUUGGGAUCAAAGAUGAGGACAUGGACGCCAACCUCUUAUUCUGAAGUGCAGCAAGUCAUGUCGACACAACUGCCAUUAAAUACAGCUUUCAGCAUUGAAUUUAAACUGUGUAGCCAUUGUACUAUGUGAUUGUCAAUAAGUUUACAUUCGUUGUGUGGUGUGAUAUACAUGCAAAAGACGAUCAAUAAAAAUAAAGAGUUCAAUAAAGAGUGGAUGUCAUAUAUUGGAAAAUGCUGGAGUAAGAAGAACAUCUAAUUUAUAGGUAUAUAUUCUGAAGUUUUUAAAUGUGCAGUUGCAGUGUCAAUGGCUUUGUAUUCAUGUUAGAACACUUUCAUUUCUUAAUUAACUAUUAUUAACUAACCUGAGAAUGAAGGCUAAUGAUCACAGGACCUGCUCUAUUGUUAACUGUACAUUCAGUUCAGUUGAUACACAGAUCAAUAAUAUGAAGGCAUAUUCUGCAUCUAUUAACUAAACACACGGUCAACAGAAUACGUCAAAAUCUAAGAUUGCAUACAUGUGAACUGUGAAGACUGUACAUGCUUAAAAUGUCCUGUGCUAUAC